Thamnophis sirtalis is the source of this 1960-nucleotide messenger RNA. The record is from RefSeq and is a predicted model, not a curated record. NCBI's taxonomy places the organism in Eukaryota, Metazoa, Chordata, Lepidosauria, Squamata, Natricidae.
GAUUUUUACCUUCCUUCCCCUCCCGAGGAAACAGAAAAAAGCCUCUCCAGUUCUCCCAGCACCUCACUAGAGAGGCUUACCAGUUGCCAACCUGCCAUGCCAUUGAGAGUCCCAGAUCCAGGCGAGCUCUCUGUCUCCUCAGCAGAGCUCAGCAAAUCCAAACUGUCUCCUAGCAGGGAGCUGAAGGGCUUUAGUGUUAUUCAUCGGAGACAAAUAGGUCUUUCCAAUCCAUUUCGGGGUCUGCUGAAGUUGGGGACCCUGGAACGUCGAGGAGCUAUGGGCAUCUGGAAAGAGGUUUUCUGUGAGCUCUCACCUCUAGAGUUGCGGCUAUUUGUAGACUGUGAGAAGCGAGCAUGUGUAGAAAACUGUUCUCUGCUGAGAUGUGAGUCCUUAGGACGGGCUCACAGUGAUGGGCGCUUUGAGCUGGUCUUUUCCAACAAACGAUUGUAUCUUCGGGCUUCCUCUCGGGAUGAAGCAGAGGACUGGUUGGACCGGCUGCACGAGGCCCUGAAAAAGUAUAGGCUACAGCAGGAUGAAGGGUGGGAAACUCUAGAGUGCCCUGAGGCUGCAGAGGAUUCUGAGGAUUUCUUUGGAGGUGGACCACCUGGUGACUUGCCUUCCUUCUCGGUGUAUAGUAGAACUGGCCCAACUGAGUUGGACUGGUCAUGUGCCUUGAAACCCGAGUUAGAUGCAGUCAAGGAAUCAGUCCUGUACUUGGAAGUUGAAAAAACAUGGGUCCCUUUGGUAUUCUCCUUGUCCUUAGAAGCCUUGAAAUGCUUCAAAGCCAGAAAUGAUAAAAAGAUACUGUACAACAGCUUUGGAAUUGAGACCAUCCAGGAUAUCCUGCCAGAUGUGAGCCUGGGUGGACCUGCAUUCUUCAAGAUCAUCACUUCAAAAGCAGUGCUGAAGCUGAGAGCUGAGAACGCAGAGGAGGCAACUGAUUGGCGAGACCUGGUCCGCCGAGUGCUCAUGUCCUACCUGGAAAUGGCUGAGGAGGCCCUCACACUUGGAGGCAAUCUGGAUGGCAAUUCACAGGCAAUCCUGAAGAAUACUGUUAAGGAAAAUGGAUACUUGCUGCAGUAUCUGGUUGCCAUCCCCAUGGAGAAAGGCCUGGACUGCCAAAGUUUCAUAUGUGCAGGCUGCUCCAGGCAGAUUGGUUUCUUCUUUAUGAAGCCUAAGCUGUGUUCAUUCACCGGCCUCUAUUACUGUGACAAUUGCCACCAAGAUGAAGAGUCUGUGAUACCUUCACGUCUAAUUCAUAACUGGGAUCUUUCCAGAUAUCCGGUAUGCCCUGUUAUGCCAAAAAGGGUUCAAAAUCAACCCUUGAUUGACCUGAAGCUGGUGAAUGAAACCCUCUAUGACCAUGUAGAGCAAAUGAAGCAGAUCUAUCAGAAUCGUGAGCAGCUGAAGCUCCUGGGUGAUUACCUUGUCCUUUGUCGCAGUGGCGCCCUGAAGGAGAUCAGUAAGAGGCUUGACCACCGGCACUAUCUCCUGGAGUGUCCCCAUAAAUACAGUGUGGCUGACCUGAGACAGGUAGGAGAUCUGGAAAAAAGGAAAUGUUUCAAUCUAGAAGCAGGUGGAAAUUCAGUUCAAGAAAAUAAUACCCAUUUCUUCACCCCCUAAGCUGGAUCCCUCAAAAUCACAGCCUAGCAACCUUCCAUACAAAUUAUUUGAUGCACCAUGAGAUGUUGCAUCACUCAGUGCAGAGCAGGAAGCAAGAAGCUUUUGAGAGCUGGUCUGUGCGUGUACAGAUGCAAUCUUUUCCUGUCGUAACUUUGUCCUAUCUGAAGAGUAUAGCAAAUAAAGACAGCUAAGCUCUCCAAGAAUUAUCUGGCCAAUUCGCUUCUGCUCACUAAUUGUUUUUCCUAGUCCUGUAUAUUGCAAAAUGUUUGGUAGUUGCAUUGGAUCUGCAUCAGUGGUGGGAUUCAAACAUUUUUUUACUACUGGUUCUGUGGGCGUG